Molecule: messenger RNA, 3034 nt
Organism: Cloeon dipterum
Lineage: Eukaryota; Metazoa; Arthropoda; Insecta; Ephemeroptera; Baetidae
Gene: Reps
Product: RALBP1 associated Eps domain containing
Exons: 13
Coding region: 246-2330 (694 amino acids)
Biological process (GO): endosomal transport; clathrin-dependent synaptic vesicle endocytosis
Cellular component (GO): plasma membrane; intracellular vesicle; cytoplasm
Molecular function (GO): calcium ion binding; molecular adaptor activity; protein binding
Source: RefSeq, a predicted model, not a curated record
CAUUCAUAAAGUGCGUAACAUGUCAUGCAACACUGUUUAAAUUGAAUGGCAAGUUUCCAAUAUGGCCGUCUCAAUUACGGCCAGCAGUGUCUAGCAGGAAAGAAAAUUCGCAGUUGAUCGUCAGUGGCAACUCGUUUUCCGCUCGGGGACAUGCUGUUCGGCGGACCGAGAGUGUCCAGCUGCGCAAUACCUGGGACGGCAUAGAGGAAUUUUAGCGAGGGAGGCGCGAACGGCGUUUGGGCACGAUGGAAGGCAUCCAGCUGUCGGACACGGAGCAACGCUACUUCGGCGACCUGUUCAUCUGUUGCGAGGCCGACAACAGCGGCAAGGUGACCGUGCAGAAGGCGUCCGAACUCUUCCGCACCGCCAGUCUGCCGCUGGACGUGUUGAAACAGGUGUCGGAGUUGAGCGGAGUGGGCAGCGGCACAAGCCAUUACAGCCGUCGCCAGUUCUUCGCCGCCCUCAAAUUAAUCGCGGCCGCGCAAGCGGGCAUGACCCUCAGCUCGGACCUUCUCUCGUCCGACUUGGAAUCGCAUCUGCCGCGCUUCACGGCUUGGGCCACCGAGGAAAAGCAGAAAACUACUCGGCAACACAUAUCAGCCAGCCCUGAUCUUAUCCAGCUGAGCGACACGGACGCCACGCCAGUUCCCACAGCACCUUCGAUUAACUCUGUCAUCCUGACCAGCGACUCUGAGGCAGAGCUCAAUGAACCUUCGCACAUUCCUCUCAAGAGAAUCGCCAAUAAUGGGACGUGCUCACCAGAGGCGUCUAGCACUGCCAGCGAUUCUCCUACUCCUACUAAUAGUGUAAAGGAGAGAAAGGAAAACUGGGCAAACGCCUGGCAGGGUCUAGAUAUUGACUCCUGUUUGCUGAGCGAGGAACAAAGACAGCUGCUGGGCACUGAGGAGGAAUCUUCAGACCGUCAUAGCAGCGAGGAUGAGGGUGUUGAGGCCGACGAGGUCUGGAGCAUCACUGAGGAGCAGAGGGAGUAUUACUCAAACCAGUUCAGAGCCCUGCAGCCCGACCUUUCAGGCCUCGUCCCUGGUCACACGGCCAGAGUGUUUUUCGAAAAAUCCCGCCUACCAGUGUCAGAACUGAGAAAAAUAUGGCAACUGGCUGACGUGACAAGGGAUGGCGCCCUGUCGCUUGAGGAAUUCAAUACGGCGAUGCACCUGGUGGUGCUGCGGCGGAACAGCAUACCGCUGCCAGAUGUGCUACCGUCGGUGCUGCAACCGCCGCUGCUCAACUUGUCCUCGCCCACGCCCCCAAGCAAGGGCCCGCCGAGCAUGGAGCCGCCACCAGCGCCUCAGGUGGAAGACAGUCCGCCAAGCCUGUCACCGCCCGCCGGCGAGCCCAAUUCACCACAAAGAAGCAAAGAGUGGACCAAAUUUGUGGACUCGCCAACCAGUUCAGUGUCGUCCCCUGGCCCGAAGCCUGUCAACUUCGACUUCCAAAAGGCGGCGGUGGAGCAGGACCCAAAAAUCCUGCACCCAGUGCCACUGAGGGUGACGCCGGAUUCGGUGCCACUCGUCGAGGAGGACGGCCUGAGGUCGCCACGACGCUUUGAGCCUGUUGAGGAGCACGGCAGCCCCAAGAAGGGCGUCGUCAGCCAAAACAGCCUGGACCCGGGCGAUAUCAGGCCCAUCCAGCGCCCCCAACCCAAGAAACCAGCAGCCCCCGGUAGAGGAGCUAUACCCCCUCCACCUCAUCACCCGCACAACAGCGACUUUGACGCACAAGGGACUGUUUCCGGACCCACUAGUCUCCCUCCAAUGGCUGCACUCCCCCAGGGCCCCAAAAAAGAGCCACCCCCUCCACCACCCCCUAGGCCGUACAGAACUCACACCAGGAGCUCGUCUCUCGACCUCAACACGCUGGGAAAAGGAAAUUUGCUUCCACCAGUUGUGCCUCCCAGAGUGUCUCCGAUCGCGACUUCCCCAAAAAAAUUGGUCGUCCAGCGUAGCGAGGGUGACGUCAUCAUGCCAAAAAAUAAGCAAGGUUUUGCAGACUUUUCGCAGUUCGGCGACGCGGUGGACAGCACUGAGCCUGUGACGGAGCCUGAAGCACCAAGAAAACAUGGCGCGUUCGAGGUCUACAGGAAACCACUAAAGCAAACAAAGCAAGAUGAAGAAUCUACUGAAGCACAACCUCAAUCAGAAUCACUGAGGGGCUACUGUGUGAAACCAAGUGAGCUGAGGGAACACAACAUGUGCCUCUCUCGGCUAUGCGUGCAGCUGGGCCGUGAGCUGGUCUCACUGCAGGAGGGACACCUGAGCCUGCGCCUGCAGAUCGAAGCGCUCAGUAGCGGCGGCAGCACUGGCAGCCGUUGAGUCGCACCCAACAGGAAAUCUCGCAGCUACUCUCGUACACAUAUUCUCGCAAAACUAUUUUUCGUCGGUGCAACCGCCGAGUCUCUCGACGACAUUGUAUAAAAAACGUAGCAUGUGAUAUGGUGAUUACUUACACCGUUUGUCUCUUUCUUUGUACAUACUUUCUUGAUUAAACGAAAAUUCCCUUGACCACUUGGCCACUCUACGCGAAUUUUGCAUCUUUACUUUUGAUCUAUGAUACAAUUUUAUAUUUUUGUUUUGGAGCCUUUCUCUCUAGACCAUUUUUUUUCAAUCUCGCAGACAUGUACGUAAUGUUGCACAAACAGAGCUUGCAUUAAUUAUAUAUUCUUCCCUCCUUCGAUUCUCCUCGAAGCAAUUCCUCAGUCUAGUCAUGGUGAUGAAUAAUUGUUCCGAAAAUUUACUUUCUUCUACGGUUUAAUAGCAUUCCUCUUUUUGUUCGCAGACGAAGAAAGCUGAAAGUGCAUGGCCUGUACAAUAUUUAAAAUAUGAAAGCAAAUAUUUAGUGUACAUUGAAUGAUGAAUAUUAUAUUUUUGUGAGAUCCUUGCUGGUGCUAUGAAGUAAAAUUUCCAGCUUCAUUGUUUAUUGUUCUACUUUAUAGGCUAAACAUGAAUUAUUUCAGUUUUAUCGCCUGAAUAUUUGUAAUUUAUGAGAAGUAAACGGUAUAUGAGUAUACUGAAAUCAA